UUGGCGUUGACCUCAUCUCCUCGCCUGCAUGCGCACAACUGCCUACCUAGACUACCUAAGCUUUCCUCCAACUCACUUGCAUGUGUGCCUUUUUCCUAUCGGCCUGAAGCUUUCAAUUUCCUGCCGUCUUGCCGUCUUGCCGUCUUUUUCUCCCCUGGUGGCUCGCCAAUCUGACAUCGGGGCGUUAGUGCCCGACUUCCAAGGUUGACCUGCCUCUUGCUCCAUCUUAAUCAGCGGCCUUGCCGUUCCCUAUCCGCCUCCUUUUGAAACACUCGAGCUGCCAUCUCGGAUGCCGUGCAUGACGCCGCAUGACGACCGACUCCCCGCCGCAUCGCAGUCUAUGAAUGCGCCUUUUGCUCCUCGCAUCAGUGCCUCAACCAGCCGAUCUGCUCUUGCCAUCCCGUUCCCUCCCAGCCGAUCGACCAGAGGCCCACAGUGUGACGGUCCAUCCGGCCGACAAGCUCCAACGGCCAGCUCAGCCCAGCCACUCGGAACUGCAACCAGAGCCACCCCGGCUCGUCCUGCCGACACCGAUACCUGAGAUCCACAGCGCAUUUCGGUCUGCCUCACAUAGGGGCAUCGCUUGACCUCGUCCUUAUUUACUUUUUUCCAGCAUAGCCUUUGAUUGCUCCUCUUGCAGCCGACAACUGUACAAGGGGUCUCUUCGGGUCCGGCCUUCUUGCUAUCAUGGGCUUCCUCGGCGUCUACAGAGCCUUAUACGAUUACGCUCCUCAGUCUGAGGGCGAGCUGCAGAUCACCGAAGGUGACUUGCUAUAUCUUCUCGAACAAAGCUCCGAGGAUGACUGGUGGAAGGUCAAGAAGAAGGCCAGCGUGGAGGAUGAGGACGAGCCCGACGGCCUGGUCCCGAGCAAUUAUGUAGAGCAGGCACAACCCAUCGACAGCGCGCGUGCCCUCUACGAGUAUACGAGACAGACCGACGAGGAGCUAUCCUUCACCGAGGAUGCCGUGCUCGAGGUUUUCGACACGUCAGACCCCGAUUGGAUCCUGGUUGGCUUCAAUGGUGACUAUGGCUUCGUACCCGCCAAUUACAUAGACAUGACCGGCGGCGCCGGGAACGACCAGCCUUCGCCCGUUCCAGAGCCAGAGCCUGCGGCAGUACCUGCUCCUCCUAGCUUGCCCUCGAGGCCUGCCGCCCCUCCGGCGCCGUACGCCGAAGACGAGCCCAGCCCGCCUCUCCCAGCGAGAAAUAUCCCUCCAGAGCCAAGCAGUCCCGCCGCUCCAAACCCGGCCGCAGCCCUCGCCAACGUCAUGGGCGCCAGGGCAUCGGCGCCUCCGUCCGUCCCUCGCGAGACCCCCCCUCCUCCCGCACUCAACAUCCCGCCGGCUCCCAGACACGAAGAACAGUACGAGGAGGAGAUAUCACCACCUCUGCCGGCGCGGACUCGAACUUCCACGAUCCAGUCUACCAUGUCCAAUGACCGCACGGAUAGCUUGUCACCACCUGUGAGGCAGUCUACGUACCGUGACCCAUUCCCGCAGUACGAACAACAGCCAAGGCGACAGACCUCCGUCGGGGGCCGCGAGUAUGAACCGAGGCCUCAGGACCUGUCGCCCGGUGGAUUCCACAUGUACAAUAUUAAUGAGAUGAUAUCUAUCAUGGGCAAGAAGAAGAAGAUGCCGACGACCCUGGGUAUUAACCUUAAGACGGGUAUUAUCCUGAUCGCUCCAGAGCAUGCACAAGACGGCCCGUCGCUCGAGUGGACUGGAGACAAAAUGACGCAUUAUUCUCGGGAAGGCAAGCAUGUAUUCAUUGAACUUGUGAAGCCCAGCAAAAGUGUGGAUUUCCACGCCGGCGCGAAGGAUACGGCCGAAGAGAUUGUUGCUGCGCUGGGUGAACUGGCUGGAGCAAUCCGUGCAGAGGGCCUUCGAGAGGUUAUUAUGGCUGGCACCGGCAGGGAGCAAAGGAAGGGCAAAAUGCUUUACGAUUUCAUGGCCCAGGGCGAAGACGAAGUCACGGUAGCCGACGGCGAUGAGGUCAUUAUCCUCGACGACAUGAAGAGCGAAGACUGGUGGCAGGUCCGAAGAGUCAAGAACGGCAAGGAGGGUGUUGUACCGAGCAGUUACGUGGAGAUUACAGGCACAGCGCCGGCCCAACCGGCUUCUAUGACGGGCGUCAACGCGGGACGGUCUACGGUCGCCCAGAACCGGUUGGAGGAGGAGCGCUUGACCAAGGAGGCCGUCAAGGCAGCUCGUAAAGAGGAAGAGAAACGUGCAUCAGAGGUAGGGCCUGGAAUGCGUUUGCCAGAACGAGGCAGCAGCUUGUCAGCAAGAGGACAGAAUGGUAACGCCUCAUCACAGCGGAAGCGCGAGAACGGCCACAGUGGAAGCUCCUCGCGGUCCGGCAAGUCUAAACCCGAUCCGUCCAAAGUGCGAACAUGGACAGACAGGUCCAAGUCCUUCAGCGUCGAGGCACAGUUCCUCGGCAUGAAGGACGGCAAGCUGAACCUCCACAAAGUCAACGGUGUCAAGAUUGCGGUCCCCAUAGUGAAGAUGUCGAUCGAGGAUCUUGAGUAUGUAGAGCGGGUAACCGGUAUUUCACUCGACGAAGACAAGCCUCUGUCAGAGGUCAAGAGAGCCAGAUCCCAGCGGCAAAGCGCUCCAGCCGUCGGCGCCAGUAUCGAGCAGCCCAAGAAGCCCGAGUACGAUUGGUUCCAGUUCUUCCUCGACUGUGAGAUCCAGCCUGGGCUUUGCGAAAGGUACACGCAAGCAUUUUCAAGGGAUAAUAUGGACCAAUCUGUUCUUCCAGACGUCGAUGCUUCUGUUCUCCGAACGCUGGGUCUGCGAGAAGGCGACAUCAUAAAGGUAAUGCGAUAUCUGGAUAACAAGUUUGGACGCAAGAAGAAGGGUGAUGACGCUCAGGGUGAGGGCGGCCUGUUCUCUGGGCCGGGAGGUGCUCUCAAGAACAACACUGGCAGAGCCCGUCCCGAAGCGAACAGGUCGGCCAGCGAUGUUGUCGACGGCAAGGCUCUUGGUGGGAGCGAAGCCUCAUCUCCUGCAGUGCUUACACCUGCUACGACCACGUCUGCGGUAUCAACAGGAAAGGCGGGCGGCUUUGACGACGAUGCCUGGGACGUCAAGCCAGCGAAGUCGCAACCUGCGGCACCAACAGCACCUGAGGCAACACAACCGGCCCCGGCGCCAGCCCCGGCGCCCGCCCAACCUGAGCCCAUCAGGCCGGCUCUGACACCGGGAAUGCAGGAGCUCUCACUCUUGACGGAGCCCUUACAGCCUACGAAGACAGCCACCCCUGUUCAGACCUCGCCCAUGAUCACACAACCACCACCCCAAGCUCCCGCCCCUGCGCAGGCCCCGCAGCCUACCGGAGCCACGCCGGGCUUCUUCGCCGGGCUGCCCAAUGGUCAGCAGCAACCGGCCACCCCUCUGUCACAGCAAUUGUCGCUCGCGAGACAGAGGCCAACUCCACCGACAGGUGUUCAGGGCCAGGCUGGGAUACUCCCGCCCCCUGCGCGGCCGAUCUCUGCACCUCAGUCGGCACAGCCCAGCCAGUUCAACCUUCCUCCGAUGGCACCACAGGUGACUGGCCAGGUCGCUCCCCCGGGACAAAGCUUGCAGGAGAUCAACCAGCAACGUAUGCAGCAACAGUAUAUGCAGCAGAUGCAGGCCCAGAUGACUGGCUUCCCUCAGCAGCAGCAGCCCGGCAUGUAUCCUAUGCAGACGGGCAUGCAACCGCAGCAGACAGGCUUUGGCCAGCCUCAGUUCAUGCAACAGCCCAUGAUGACCGGGCAACAGAUGGGCCAGAGCCCCUUCGUCGACCCAAGAGCGGCACAACAGUUCGGAGGCAUGCAAGCCCAGCCCACUGGCUUCCCAGGGCAAUUUGGCCAGCCUGGCCAGCAGCAAUUUGGAGUUAACCCAACGGGCGGCAUCAACUCAUACCUGCCCCCAGCGCUUGAGCCUCAGAGGACAGGGAUGCAGCCCAUGCAGCCCAUGCAGCCGCAGCCAACAGGAAUGAGCUUCACACAAGGCUUUGGAAACCACGGCAUGCAACAGAAUGGUCCGACAGUGCAGCCUCCCGCCCCGCUGAUGCCACAACAGACAGGACCGGCACCACCAGUUCGCUUCGGUGUUGAUCCUGCAGCCAAGAAGAUGAUGCCACAGCCAACGGGUCGUCGUGCGAACCUCUCUGCUGCUACACCCGACAACCCAUUCGGUUUCUAGAAUAUCACCGCGUACAUACGUAAACAUUUAAUACAUAAGCAAUUGCUGGA
Messenger RNA from Diaporthe batatas, 4247 nucleotides. RefSeq names its product cytoskeletal protein-binding protein SLA1. The transcript is spliced from 4 exons. Bases 688 to 4197 code for a protein of 1169 amino acids. Gene Ontology annotation, molecular function: ubiquitin binding; protein-macromolecule adaptor activity; cytoskeletal protein binding. Lineage: Eukaryota; Fungi; Ascomycota; Sordariomycetes; Diaporthales; Diaporthaceae. The record is from RefSeq and is a predicted model, not a curated record.